CUCAGCCAGCCACCAGAAGUUUCUACUUGCCUUGCCUCGCCUUGCCCUGCGUUGCCCUGUUCUAGUUGAUUUAAAUUCUAGGGUUUUGCCAGGGUUUAUCAACCUCUUCAAAACCCAAAACACAAUCCUAAGAAAAGAAAAAAACAAAUGGUUGGGUCUAAUGGGGUUAAGCUUUUUCAAUGCUUGAUUCGCCGUUGUUCUUCUCUUUCUUCCUCAUCUUCCAGUCUUGGCAAAGCCAAUUCUAUUUAUAAAGCUGUGAUUGGAGGGGGUUGUAGGAGGUUCCAUGCGGGGCUUUGCAGUCCUGUUACGAUUACCGCAACUUCUUCUUCUCACAAUGUUCACCGCAGAAAUUUAUGGCUAUUUGGGAUUUUAAAUGCUAAUGUUGGUGCAGCACGGUCAAUUCAUGGCACUGCUCACAUGUCUGCUAGGGAUUAUUAUGAUAUGCUUGGUGUGAACAAGAAUGCCACUGCAUCUGAAAUCAAGAAAGCUUAUCUUGGGCUUGCAAAGAAGUGGCAUCCAGAUGUGAAUAAAGAUGAUCCUGAAGCUGGGAAAAAAUUUCAAGACAUGCAAAAGGCAUAUGAAGUUUUGAGGGACGAGAACAAGCGUGCAGAGUAUGAUCAGGUUGGCCACGAGGCAUUUGAACAACAACAGGAUAAUUCAGGCUUUAAUCCGGGUGGAUUUAGUCCAUUUGAGGAUAUCUUCAAAAUGCAUGAUAUAUUCGAUAUAUUCAGAUCUGAUAGGAUUGGUGGCCAAGACAUCAAGGCUGCCAUUGAAAUAUCAUUCAUGGAAGCUGUUCAAGGAUGCACUAAAACUGUGUCAUUUCAAGCCCCAGUGCUAUGUCAAGCUUGUGGUGGAGAAGGUGUCCCUCCAGGAGUUAAACCUGAAAAAUGUCGGCGUUGUGGAGGCACAGGCAUGGCCUCCACAAGCAAAGGUAUUUUUAGUAUUCAGGUUACCUGUCCUCAGUGCCGUGGAACUGGCCAGUUUAUAUCAAGGUUCUGCAAGUCAUGCAAUGGAGCUCGGGUAGUAAAAGGAUCAAAAUCAAUCAAAUUGGAUGUAAUGCCAGGAGUGGAUGAUAAUGAAACUCUGAAGGUGUAUGGAAGUGGUGGAGAUGAUCCUGAUGGAAAUCAACCUGGGGAUCUUUAUGUUACCAUCAAGGUACGACAAGACCCUGUUUUCCGUAGGGAAGGUUCCAACAUUCAUGUGGAUGCCAUUUUGAGUAUAACUCAGGCAAUCCUGGGAGGAACCAUCCAGGUCCCAACCCUUACUGGUGAUGUUGUGUUGAAGGUCCGCCCUGGCACCCAACCUGGUCAGAAGGUAGUUCUGAAGGGUAAAGGGAUUAAAUCAAGGAAUUCAUACUCAUUUGGCGAUCAAUACGUGCACUUCAACGUCAGCAUUCCAGCGAACCUGACUCCCAGACAACGUGAAUUAAUUGAAGAAUUUUCUAAAGAAGAACAAGGUGAAUGUGAUAAGCGUGCUGCUGCUGGAGCAUCUGGGUGAAAGAACAGUCUGAUGGGGAGGUGCACUUUGGCAUUUGGUUAUUAAGACAGGAGAAUAGAAAGAGAGGAAACUGAUUUUGGUAAUAACUCAUCCGUUUUUGCUGGCAGUUUUGUAGUACUAUUAGGAGCUCUGUAUUUAUUGCAUUAAUACAGACACACUAUGUGCCAUCUCUAUGUAAGGGUAUAUAUAAAUUUAUUAUUUAUUUUUUUAUGAAAAUUCAUAAAUGAUAUCCAUGACA
Molecule: messenger RNA, 1735 nt
Organism: Rubroshorea leprosula
Lineage: Eukaryota; Viridiplantae; Streptophyta; Magnoliopsida; Malvales; Dipterocarpaceae
Source: the annotation of a GenBank genome assembly